ACCGAAUCUUAGGAUCAAUCAAACAAGUGUCAAAUGCAACCAUCCGAAGUGAAAAUAAAUUUUUAUUUGGCAUUUUGAAAAUCGAGGUUUGCGCACAACAUGAAUAGAUCUGGGUUUGCAAAAAAAUUAUUAUCAGGAACAGUACCGGUUCGAUCGAGUUUGUCGUCCAUCAAACCAAAAACAGGGAUUCUACUCAGGUCGAAAGCCAUUGACUACAAUGUUUAUUACAAUGGCCAAGACGUUACACCAAAACCCCUCAAUCAGCAAAUAUUCAAGGCGGGUAGAGAGAGACAACUCAACGUUGUUAAUAUGUCUGGUAUGGAGACUAGCAGCACAUUGAAGUCAGACAUGAGCAAUCAGCUACAGAAUAAGUCUGCAUCAUCAGCAGGACGGUUCAAGACAGAAAUACACACCCUCGACUUCAACAGAAGUUUCUUGGGCAACACCAUCGAUGAUACCUUCAUCUUACAGUCUGCAAUUACGGACACCAAUACAGAAAGCGACAGGGUGUUGGAAGGAUCGGAUAUCAAAUCUGACGUAGAGGAUAAGGCACGGGAGGUUAUUCCAAUACCCAACAAUAUCAGUCUUAUACUGAACGAAACUGAAACUUUCGUGAUAUUGGAUCUACCAAGUGUGACGGAAAUCAGGGAUACGCCAGAAGGCCUCGAAGUCGAAAAGCUCAAUACCGACUACGAAUACCUGACAGUGGGCAAGGGGAAGAACCGCAAGGUGAUCGACACCAUGGUGCAGACUCACGGCACCCUGCGCAAGUCCAGGGAGACCGACGCGGUCAAGGUCAAGACCACAAGCCACACCACCUUCGCCUCCAACUGGGAGAUGUUCGACACCUUCCUGGAGGACGAGUCGCAGGAGAAGAGGCACGUGGAGGAGGAAAACAACAUCGCCGAGAGGGACGAUCAUCACCGGCUGAACGAAACCGCGUCCGUGGAGAGCUUCAGGCAGUCCGUCGAGGAGAAGGAGCUGUGCAACCUGAUGAACAACCACCGGUUCCUGCAGGCCGUCACCGUGGUAGAGAGGCUGCUGGCCAACAACGCGUACAACGUGCAGCAGAAGAGGUUCAGGGGCCUUCACGAGGAGGAGGAGGGGAAGGAUAUCGAGUACAAGUACGAGCUGGACCUGUUGUGGACCUUUGCGAACGACCUGACUCAAGGCAAGUGCGUAACGGCAAUCAGCUGGAACCCGGCAAACGAGGACAUCAUAGUGGUGGCCUAUGGCAAGUUCUACUUCACCGACAAGACCAACGGCCUGGUGAUGAUAUGGAACAUCAAGAACCCUGUGCAGCCCGAACGACUAUACUGCUACAACGAGUCAGUUUCAGCGGUCGCCUUCUCCAACGGGCAGCCUCACCUUAUCGCCGUCGGCUUCAACAACGGCAUCAUCGAGGUGGUGGACAUCCGCGAGAGGGAGCUGACCGUGGUGCACAGGAGCGUCAGGGAUGCCAACGCUUCUUUCGAGACCGUCAACUACCUGACUUUCUACUCUGGUGAUGAGCAUUAUAACUACGAGGAGCAGAUCCUGGCUUGUUUCAACGAUGGGAGGAUCUGCAAGUAUAGGUUGAACCUGAUGACCAACAUGCCAUGUAUACAGAUUAUGAGGGCCCCUGAAGCUGAUGGUAAGAUUAAGGGCAUCCCGAAGAUGACAGUUUGCGGUAUUCCCGCCAUACCACUAACGAAAUACACAGGAGCUUUGCUCAUCACCUUCCAUCCAGCAGACCCCAACAUCUACUACCUCUGCACCAACACAGGCGUCAUCCACAAAUGCUCUACCAACUACUUCAACCAACACCUGGACCUUCUGCUUGCCCACGAUGGUCCAAUCUAUCAGAUGCAGUUCUCCCCUUUCUGCAACAAGCUCUACGUGACCUGUGGCGGUGAUUGGUACGUGAGGAUUUGGGCGGAGGGUAUCCACGAGCCUCUGUUGGAGCUGGUGACUAGCAUGUACCCCGUUCAGUACGUUCUAUGGAGCCCUUUGCAUUCGACGAUCCUGGUCGCCAUCCAGAGCAGCGAGAUCCAGAUCUGGGACCUGCACAGGAAGGUGCAUCAUCCUCAGAACAUCAUCAAGUCACCGACGGGUUCGAGAAAUUCUACUAUCAAGUUUACGGAGAAUGGCAAGUGUUUGACUGUGUGUGAUGUGGAUGGACAUACACAUAUUUACUCGUUGGAGAACAUGCCGAUUCCGGCGUUCUUUCAGGAUCAUCUGUUGUAUUCGGCUAUUAAGAGGAAUUUGAUCACGAAGCCGGAUCUGUUGAAGAAGUUUAUUGGGUUGAAGACUAUGAAUUUUGAGAAAACUGGGUAGGUUGUCUAGAAGAACGAUGGUUUUAUGUGGUUUUAAUUUUUUUUUUAACUGACGAAGAUUUUAUGAUCAAUGUACAAAGUACGAAUAUAACUAAAAUUUUGUAUAUUUUACAAUUUUAAUAAAAAUAUGCAUGAUCUGAUCUGA
Molecule: messenger RNA, 2460 nt
Organism: Harmonia axyridis
Lineage: Eukaryota; Metazoa; Arthropoda; Insecta; Coleoptera; Coccinellidae
Product: dynein axonemal intermediate chain 4-like
Exons: 5
Coding region: 100-2316 (738 amino acids)
Biological process (GO): cilium movement
Cellular component (GO): axonemal dynein complex
Molecular function (GO): dynein heavy chain binding; dynein light chain binding
Source: RefSeq, a predicted model, not a curated record